Messenger RNA from Eutrema salsugineum, 609 nucleotides. RefSeq lists its product as uncharacterized. Gene Ontology annotation, biological process: cytokinin biosynthetic process. The transcript has 4 exons. Bases 1 to 528 code for a protein of 175 amino acids. Lineage: Eukaryota; Viridiplantae; Streptophyta; Magnoliopsida; Brassicales; Brassicaceae. The record is from RefSeq and is a predicted model, not a curated record.
AUGGAUUUCUCGGAUUUUGAAUGCAGCGAUGCGGGAGAAUCAGGUUGGACAAUGUACCUAGACCAUUCUUCUUCUGUUUCAUUGCAUCAUUUUGAUGAUCACAAUAGAGAAACAAAACGAGAACAUGAUGAAGAUUCCUCAAUGGUGUCGGAUGCAUCUUCCGGGCCUCCCUAUUACUGUGAAGAGGCUGUCCCUGAAGAUUUCCUCCAACAAAACACACAAUAUUGGUGCAAGAGCAAAAUCAAGAACAAGACCAAGAAGAAAGUUCACGAAGAACAAGAAUAUAUCGAACGAUUCAAUUCUUGCCUUGAUGACACAGCUAGUUCAUUGCCGGUUGGAGAAGAAUUAUCAGCACAUAAGGAACAUCGAGAUGAAUAUCAACGGUUAGAUGAUUUCUCACAAACCUACUCCACUCGAAGAAUAAUCAAGGGAAAAUAUAACUCGGGUUUCCUACAACAAGCUUUCCCGAUUGAGAAAUUAGCGUUGAAACAUCAAGGUGGCAGUAAGCAGAGAAAGAAAAGAGGAUAAAAAAUGAUAUACGAAUAUUUAUUAUUUUCUUUUAUCUAUCGAACAGAAGGAACACCCUUCUCUUCCUUUAGUGUGUUAGCU